Messenger RNA from Ipomoea nil (Japanese morning glory), 3774 nucleotides. RefSeq lists its product as uncharacterized. Gene Ontology annotation, molecular function: catalytic activity. The record is from RefSeq and is a predicted model, not a curated record. Lineage: Eukaryota; Viridiplantae; Streptophyta; Magnoliopsida; Solanales; Convolvulaceae. The transcript has 3 exons. Bases 1 to 3774 code for a protein of 1257 amino acids.
AUGGUGUCCAAGCGGCGGCCCGUUUUCGUUUUCUUGAUAGAAACGAAAGCAAAUAGUGUAAAGGUAGAAGAGGUACGUAUAAAAUUGGGUUUUGAAAGGGCUUUUUGCGUGGAUCGAGUGGGGCUAGGCGGCGGCUUAGCUCUGUUCUGGCGUGACAGUGAUACGGUUACUUUAUUAAGCUACUCUGUAAAUCACAUAGAUGUGAUUAUUGAUAUUCCGGGAAGGCCGAGAUGGAGAUUAACAGGUUUCUAUGGACAUCCAGACAGAACACAUCGGCAGAUCACUUGGGACCUCUUGCGGCGUCUCAAAGAUCAAUCUGAUCUUCCAUGGCUUGUUGCGGGUGACUUCAAUGACAUUGCAGGCCUAUCGGAGAAAAGAGGUAUUCAUUCGCAUCCUGAAUCUUUGAUUGAGGGUUUCAACGAUGCUUUAGGGGAUUGUCGCCUCAAUGAUCUAGGGAUGGUGGGAGGAAGGUUCGCAUGGGAGCGUGGACAUGGCACUGCAGAAUGGGUUGAGGAAAGGCUGGACAGGGCGGUGGCAACUAUGGAGUGGGCUGACUUGUACGAAGAUGUGGUGGUCCGAAAUUUGCAUACACUAUCUUCGGACCAUAAUGCGCUGUUUAUUGAUGUGGAAUCUGGUCCAGUGCGUACAACCAUGCGCAGCUUCAAGUUUGAAUCUGCUUGGUUACUUGAGGAGGUUGUGCAAAGGUGGUCGAUGAAGCAUGGCGUCAGUCCUCGGAGUGCUACGGCGCAAGCUGGACGAUUUAAAAGAAACCGGGAUGUGAAUGCCGUGUCUGAGUAUUUGGCAAUACGGGGAGAAUUGGAAGUUCUUGUACACCAGGAUGAGCUCUUUUGGAGACAACGGUCCAAACAGCUAUGGCUAAAGCACGAAGAUGCUAACACUAAGUAUUUUCACAAGGCUGCCACUAUUCGCCGUAAAAGGAAUUUCCUACAACGUAUUAAGGACCGGGAGGGUUAUUGGAGAGAAGGGUCGGCCAUGCACAAUGAGAUUAUGAGGUACUUUGAUUGUAUUUUUUGUUCUAGCAAUAGUAGUCCGGACCUAUUCCAUCGUGUCCAGAAACAGGUCACGGAUGAGAUGAAUAGCUCACUCACAAAACCGUUUACGAUGGUAGAGGUGAAAACGACUCUAUUUUCUAUGGCCCCGGACAAGGCACCGGGCCCUGAUGGCAUGUCCCCGGCUUUUUACCAACAUUUUUGGCCGGUCCUGGGACAUGAUCUGUCGGUGUUUAUACUAAGCUGUGUGUCUAACAGGGCUUUUCCACCGGGAUUCAAUACAUCCAACAUUGUAUUACUUCCCAAGAAAAAGAUCCCUGAGAAAGUGUCUGAUUUGCGUCCGAUAGCCCUUUGUAACGUUGUGUACAAAGUGCUGGCCAAGAUGCUGGCUAAUAGGCUCAAAGGGACUUUAGAGGUGGUUGUUUCACAACCCCAAAGUGCCUUUGUCCCAGAAAGGCUCUUAACAGAUAAUAUCAUCAUAGCAGGGGAAAUUGGACAUUAUUUACGGAGGAAGACGUGUGGGAAUAUGGGGUGGACAGCUUUAAAACUUGACAUGGCUAAGGCUUAUGACAGGAUGGAGUGGGGUUUUUUGGAGGGAAUGUUGGGUGCGCUAGGCUACGGGCGCGAGUGGGUCCGACUUCUUAUGCUUUGUGUCUCGACCGUUAACUAUACAAUUCAAGUUAACGGGGAGGCCGUUGGCGUGGUGUGUCCUACGAGGGGUAUUCGGCAGGGGGACCCGUUAUCCCCGUACCUUUUUAUUCUUUGUGCCGAAGGCCUAUCCAUUUUGUUACAACAGGCGGAAGCCCGGGGUGACAUUCACGGGAUACGGGUAGCCCGGGGGGCACCGGCAGUAACCCACUUUUUUUUCGCUGAUGAUAGUUUACUCUUUUUCAGGGCACUUCAGAGUGAAGCUCUAAAAAUCAAAGAAUGUUUGGACCUGUACAGUGCAGCUUCGGGACAAUUGAUCAAUUUCGAUAAAUCAAAUGCAGUUUUCAGUAUUAAUACCUCCCCGGACAUGCGCGAACACAUCUCGGGCUGUAUUGGUGUCCCGGUCGCGGAGGAUUUGGGCACAUACUUGGGCCUGCCUUCCGUGUUAGGGCGAAACAAAAUAUCCACUUUCAAAUACAUUGAGGAUAAAUUACGUGGGCGCAUUGGGAUGUGGCAACACAAACUCCUUUCAUGGGCAGGUAAAGAGGUCCUUAUUAAAAGCAUAGCUCAAUCCCUACCUAUCUUCACUAUGUCCGUCUUCUUAUUACCAAGGCGGACAUGUGAUUCUAUUGAGAAGUGUCUCAACUGGUACUGGUGGGGAAGUGGGGGGACAGGACAACGAGGAAUUCAUUGGUUGAGCUGGUCACGCCUUUGUGCUCCAAAAGGAAUGGGAGGCUUGGGUUUUAAAAAAUUGCAUGAGUUCAAUAUAGCUUUGCUUGCCAAGCAAGGUUGGCGGCUUUUAAUUCAUCUUGAGUCUUUGGUUAGCCGACUUUUAAAAGCAAAGUAUUUUCCAGGUACCGAUUUUUUGGAAGUGCGCGUAGGAAACAAUCCAAGUUUCUUAUGGCAUAGCAUAAUGGCUGGGCAAGAAAUCCUAAAGUUGGGAGUAGCUCGGCGUAUCGGGGACGGGGCGGACACAAGGAUUUGGGACUGGGGCUGGCUAUCAGAUAACUCUCAUCCCCGAUUGUACACACCUUGCAUCGGAGAGUUACAAAACGCCACUGUUAGUGGUCUGUUGAAUGCCGAAGGAAACUGGGACAUCGAUAUUGUGAAAGAUAUUUUUUUAGAGGAGGACAUUCAACGGAUCCUUGCAAAACCUGUAAGUUGCCAAUUUAAAGACUCAUGGCGCUGGAAUGGAGAUUUGAGAGGCAGGUACACGGUACGGCACGGCUAUCGCUUGAUCAUGGACACUCAGUGGCUAAACGUUGCGGUAGAUGGUUUUAAUGCAUGGAAAAAACUAUGGUCAUUACCAAUUCCACCGAAGGUGAAGAAUUUAUUAUGGCGGUGUGUUCGGGGUGUGCUCCCAGUUCGUGAAAAUCUGAAAACAAAACACAUUUGGAUAGGUGGAGGCUGCCCUUUUUGUGGUUUCCCGGCCGAGACUGUGGAACACAUCUUCGGCGAGUGCUGGUACGUUUUGGACCUUUGGGAACAUGUUGAUUUCCUCCAGGGACGUUCUUUACCAUUGGCUAUGAAUUCCAUUUUAAAUGGAGCAGACAUGGGAAAAAUCACAACGAUGGCAGCCAUCGUGGAGGUGAUGUGGACAACCAGGAACGCGAUAGUUUGGCGCAACGCGAUACCGACAGUAAUGGCUAUGCAUGACCAAGUGAAUAAGCUGCGAACCUCUUGGCUGGACUGUUUCGCCCAGUCUGAAUGGGAUGGAACUAGCGCUGUUACUGUAAGCUGGAGUCCGCCUCCGAGUGGCAACCUGAAAUGCAAUGUCGAUGCCGCGAUCUUCUCCGGUGGGGCGGGCUACGGCGCUGUCAUCCGAGAUCAUAACGGCCGGUUCAUAGCAGCAAAGGGGGGCCAUAUUGAGGGCACCCAUGAUCCGUUCACGGCAGAGGCGAUCGCUGUGAAGGAGGCUUUGUCUUGGCUGAAAGGCUUAAUCGAAAAGCAAUGUUUAUCUAUUGCUAAUGACAUUGGGGACGUCUGUGUCCGUCAUGUUAGGAGAUCAGCGAACCGAGUGGCUCAUGAAUUAGCACGGGCAACUGGUUCUUCGGCUGUCUCAGGAGAGUGGGCUGUUAUCCCACCUACGUGUAUUUCUGGUUUUCUGAAUUAUUAA